Aquila chrysaetos chrysaetos is the source of this 2349-nucleotide messenger RNA. It is a transcript of the gene SGCZ, whose product is annotated as sarcoglycan zeta. Gene Ontology annotation, biological process: heart contraction; cardiac muscle tissue development. The coding region runs from base 846 to 1793 and encodes 315 amino acids. The record is from RefSeq and is a predicted model, not a curated record. Gene Ontology annotation, cellular component: sarcoglycan complex; sarcolemma. The transcript has 8 exons. Lineage: Eukaryota; Metazoa; Chordata; Aves; Accipitriformes; Accipitridae.
CGAAGGGGGAAAUCUCUCCCUCUCUCCCUUCUCUCUUCUGCAAGAGAUCCACCUCCUGUUUUCCUCCCAACUCUUUUAGCAUAACCUUCAAAGAAGACCAUCCCCUACAGACUUUCUUAUAUAUUUUUUUUUUACUGUUAUUAUUAUUAUUAUUGAGAGAAUACCUUUAGCUGCAAAACAAUUUUUGAGUCUAUGCAGGACUUGGGGGAUUUCGUUAUCUUGCCAGCGAAAUUGUUCGUCGUUAAUGUCUUGCGCUCACAGGGUGCUAAAUUAGCUACCAGAGUAGGCAUGACGGAGAAAGGCUUUUAUCAUGGACUAUUCUCUUCAGUUUGAACACAUUUGCUUGAAAUUUGCUGCAUGAUGCUGUCCAGGGAAGCAGGAUUUUUUCUCGGGAUGCAGCGAUUCGCCGGUUUCUGAGCUUAUUGCAGAAGAAAAAAUAAUCUUUAAACUGAGUGGAUUUUUUUUAUUUUAUUUUUUUGUGCCGUCUCCUCCUUUCAUUGCCAGAGGACGUGAAUCUCUUUCACCAGGGAAGGUUCACCUGUCGCUUUAAUUCUUAAGGGAGUUCUUCUCUUUUUUUUUUUUUUAAAAAAAAGUGAAAUAUUUUUAUUUAUUUAUUUAUUUAUUUAUUUAUUUUAACCGGUGGAGGCGUGAUCGCGGAGAAUGAGACUGAGGGGAGCUGCCAGGGUUUGGAGGACAAGGCUGAGUUUAGGCUGGAAACUGAGAGACUAGAUUCCCCCCAAUCCCUUUUUUCAUCCAUACCCCCCCCCCCCCCCCUUUUUUUUUUUUUUUUUUUUUUUUUGGCACAACUUCCCUAGUUUCCCCUCCGCUCCGCUCAGUUUCCCUCUAUGGACAGAUCGGCAAACCUGGACACGGAGGAGCUCAAGAUGACACGAGAGCAGUAUAUAUUAGCAACACAACAGAACAGCCUGCCAAGGACUGAACAUCCUCAGUUUUACCCAGUAGGGAUUUAUGGAUGGCGAAAGAGGUGCUUAUACUUCUUUGUCCUUCUGCUGUUGGUUACCAUGAUUGUUAACUUAGCAAUGACAGUAUGGAUUUUGAAGGUUAUGAAUUUCACAGUGGAUGGAAUGGGGAAUUUGAGAGUCACUAAAAAAGGAAUACGACUUGAAGGAAUAUCUGAAUUUCUACUUCCACUGUAUGUGAAAGAAAUCCAUUCCCGAAAGGAUAGCCCACUGGUCUUACAGUCUGACAGAAAUGUAACAGUGAAUGCAAGAAAUCACAUGGGACAGUUAACUGGACAACUGACAGUAGGAGCUGAUGCUGUGGAGGCCCUGUGUAAGAGAUUUGAAGUGAGGGCAAGUGAAGGUGGAAAAGUAUUGUUUUCUGCAGAUGAAGAUGAGAUUGUCAUUGGAGCCGACAGACUGAAAGUAACAGGCACGGAAGGGGCAGUGUUUGGGCACUCUGUGGAGACACCCCAUAUCAGAGCAGAACCUUCCCAAGACCUCAAACUUGAAUCUCCUACUAGAUCUUUGGUGAUGGAAGCACCCAGGGGAGUGCAAGUCAAUGCAGCUGCAGGAGACUUAAAGGCUACCUGUAGGAAAGAACUGCACUUACAGUCCACAGAAGGGGAGAUAUUUUUAAAUGCAGAUACAAUCCGCCUGGGAAAUCUACCAGUGGGUUCCUUUUCCUCCUCCUCCUCCUCCUCACCCAGCUCUUCAGCUCCUCGCCAGACUAUCUAUGAGCUCUGCGUCUGUCCCAAUGGUAAACUUUACCUGUCCCCAGCAGGAGCAGGCUCCACAUGUCAAUCCAGUAGCAACAUCUGCUUGUGGAGCUAGAAUGACUCCAAUUUAUCCUCACACCAGAAUAGCCUUUUGUUACUAUCCCUCUGCUUCACAGUUCUGCUCGGUUUCCCUUGUGACAAGUUCGACGCUUCAAACGGCCUGCAGAGCAACUUCUUCCAGUGUAAGCAGGAAUACAGCGCUGCCUUCUCUUGUGGUUUGUGUUGCCACUCAACACAGAGAUGGGAGUGAGAUAUUCAGAAAUCAAUGUAUUCUUCAUCAGGAAACCUGGAACAAAACACCACCUUUUGUCCAAAAGGGAGAAUAACACAGGUGCCUUUGCUACAUGAAGUGAAGCACAUAGUUUUAGAUUUUUGCAGGACCUGGAUAUGAACUGCACAGAUAUAUAUAUACAGUACAUAAACAAAUUUGCCCAGAAUCUGAUGGUGAGAUGAAUUGGUUCCCCCUGUAUGAUAAAUAACUUCACUGUCUGAAAGCACAAUUUUCCAUUCAUCUUUUUGGAUGUAAACUUUUAUCCCUGAAUUUUAAAAUUUCAAAGCAUUGUGUGAUGCUUGCUUUACUAAACAAUUAAAUUCAGUAAAUGGUUUUUAAC